AUGCUCCUCGGACGCCGGCGAUCUCUCUGUUCCCUUUUCGGGCUCUCCUCUGACAGCAUGUCUCUCCCCAGGCGGAGGCAAAUCAGGACUUUGGCUCUGCUGUUCUGCGUCAUCACCUUCACCACGUUCCUGUUCAGCUACACUCUCAGGGACCCGUCGCUCGACUUCUUCAAGUACGCCUCCCGCCUGUCGGAUAACUUAUUCUUCUCCUCCGGGGGGCCGUGCGCCUGCCGCCGGCGGUGCAUGACGGAGGCGGAGGACGACCCCUGGUUCGCCGAGCGCUUCAACCGCUCCGUCCGCCCCCUGAUGACCAGGGAGAACAGCGUGCUGUCGGACGACACCUUUAAAUGGUGGCAGUGGUUGCAGUCGGAGAGGCAGCCGGCCAACUUCUCCGAGGUGGUGGACCAGCUGUUCCGGGUCGUCCCCGACGAGGUGCAGUACGUGGACGCCGGGCCCAAGCGCUGCCGGAGCUGCUCCGUGGUGGGGAACUCCGGGAACCUGAAGGGGGCGCACUACGGAGGCCUCAUCGACUCCUGCGACCUCGUCAUCAGAAUGAACCAGGCGCCCACCGCCGGGUACGAAGAGGACGUGGGCGCCAGGACGACGCAUCACGUCAUGUAUCCAGAAAGCGCCGUCGACCUGGACAACGGCACCAGCCUGGUGCUGGUCCCCUUCAAGACUCUGGACCUGCAGUGGAUCAUCAGCGCCCUGACCACGGGCACCAUCACGCACACGUACACGCCGGUGGCGUCCAGGAUCAAGGCGAACAAAGACAAGGUGCUGAUUUACAAUCCGACGUUUUUCAAAUACGUCUACGAGUCUUGGCUGGAAGGUCACGGGCGAUACCCGUCCACCGGCUUCCUCAGCCUGAUGCUGGCCGUGCAUAUCUGUGACGAGGUCACGGUGUUCGGGUUCGGGGCGGACCAGUACGGGAACUGGCACCACUACUGGGAGGAGAACACGUUGUCCGGAGCCUUCCGACACACGGGCGUCCACGACGCAGACCACGAGUACAACGUCACCCUGCAGCUGGCGGAGAAGCACAAAAUUCAAUUGUUUCGAGGGAGAUGAUACCCGAGACCCUCCGCGUGUGUGUGUGUACAGCGGGAUGACCACAGAACAAAACCUCAGCAGCCUUUUUUCCGAAAUGGUUCUCUCUCGCGUGCGCUGGGAACAACGAUCUUUUGUUCUCUGAAAGACGAUCUUCUGCUGGUCCGUCCAGUGUUCUUUACAUCGCCUGAAUUCAACCGCUGUGGAAAAACCAACAGAGCUUCAGUCGCCAAGUGACGGGAACACAAGCCCUGCUGUGUGUUCGCCUCUUAUUGAAUUAUGACAUAUGUCGUGCGGUCCAUUCCUUUGUGUUGUUGUUUGUUUAACUCACGGCUCUCGAUGUUUAUGAUCACCGGCAAUAAUAAGCUCUGUGAACAAAG
Pseudoliparis swirei is the source of this 1430-nucleotide messenger RNA. Its product is annotated as CMP-N-acetylneuraminate-beta-galactosamide-alpha-2,3-sialyltransferase 1-like. Lineage: Eukaryota; Metazoa; Chordata; Actinopteri; Perciformes; Liparidae. Gene Ontology annotation, molecular function: beta-galactoside (CMP) alpha-2,3-sialyltransferase activity. Bases 1 to 1071 code for a protein of 356 amino acids. The record is from RefSeq and is a predicted model, not a curated record. The transcript has 6 exons.